GCCUCUCCUUCUUCUCCCCAUUAACCAAAAAAAAAACAGGAUUCAAAAGUUUGAAAACCUCCGUUGCACUCAAUAAUUCUUCAAAAUGAGCGGCGAUAAGAUGGAUGUCGAGAUUGCUGAGCAAAAGAUGAAUUCUAUGGAGCAUAGCGAGCAGCAUUACUUCAAGAGCUACGAUCACCAUGGUAUUCACGAGGAGAUGUUGAAAGAUGAGGUCCGCACACGAUCGUACAUGAACGCUAUUAUGCAAAACAAGCACAUUUUCAAGGACAAGGUGGUUCUUGAUGUUGGCUGUGGUACGGCCAUUCUCUCCAUGUACGUCCGAAACGAGACCCUCCAAAAGCCCCUCGUUAUGCCCCGCGCUUGGGGAACGAUAGCACUUCCCACCUUUGCAACAUGCGAUGUUCUCUAUGACCCGACGAAACAUUAAAUGAAUUCGAAUUGACGGAAUUUAUUCACAGGUUCGCCGCCAAGGCUGGUGCCAAACAUGUUAUUGGCGUGGAUAUGUCCACAAUCAUCUUCAAGGCCCGUGAGAUCGUCAAGGUCAACGGUCUUUCCGACAAGAUCACCCUUCUUCAAGGCAAGAUGGAGGAGGUCGAGUUGCCUUUCCCCAAAGUUGAUAUCAUCAUCUCAGAGUGGAUGGGCUACUUCCUUCUUUAUGAGUCCAUGCUCGACACCGUUCUUUAUGCUCGAGACACCUAUCUUCAGAAGGAUGGCUUGAUCUUCCCUGACAAGGCCACUAUCUUCUUCGCUGGUAUUGAGGAUGGCGAUUACAAGGAGGACAAGAUUGAGUUCUGGAACGAUGUUUACGGCUUCGACUACACCCCCCUCAAGGCCACCGCCCUGUCCGAGCCCCUCGUUGAUACCGUCGAGGUCAAGGCCGCUGUCACCGAACCCACUGCCGUCCUCACGCUCGAUCUUUACAAGUGCACCACAGACGAUUUGGCUUUCAAUGUUCCCUUCAAGCUCUCUGUUACCCGCGAUGACUUCGUCCACGCCCUAGUCUCGUGGUUUGAUAUCGACUUCACCGCCUGCCACAAGCCCAUCCGCUUUUCCACCGGCCCACAUACCAAGUACACCCACUGGAAGCAGACCGUCUUCUACUUCGAGGAUGUACUCACUGUCCAGCAAGGCGAGCAGAUUGCUCUCAACCUUGAUGUCAGACCCAAUUCCAAGAACAGACGUGAUCUCGACAUCAAGAUCUCCUACGAGUUGGAAACUGAAGAUGCUAACCGUGCCUCCAAGGGUGCGCUCGAGUACCGCAUGUGCUAAAAGGCUUCUCUAUGAGACGGUGCUGAUUUCUUGCUAAUGAUGACACGAGAAGUUAAAAAACAACAACAAAAAAACAAGACAUCCAAGGGUUAAAAAGGAGACACAGGGAGCAAGGGGAUAGACACUUGCGGGAACUUGGGAUCUGUGUAUAAGGGGGACGGCGUCUUGCAUCUUACAUGGGGUAAACAUUGCAGCUAGAUACAAACAUAAAAGAGAGAAAACAACAUAAUCGCGAGGGAUGGCGUAGUGAGCUGACGACCCGUCAUGAGUGAUAGAAUAAAGGCAGCACUCCAGAUUUACCCAGUCAAAAGAUUUUUUUUGGUUUAAUAUCUAGCCUUUCGUCCUGACCCUGUGUCAUC
This is a messenger RNA of Fusarium verticillioides 7600, 1628 nucleotides long. Its product is annotated as protein arginine N-methyltransferase 1. Gene Ontology annotation, cellular component: nucleus. Gene Ontology annotation, biological process: peptidyl-arginine methylation. The coding region runs from base 502 to 1269 and encodes 255 amino acids. Lineage: Eukaryota; Fungi; Ascomycota; Sordariomycetes; Hypocreales; Nectriaceae. The record is from RefSeq and is a predicted model, not a curated record. The transcript is spliced from 5 exons. Gene Ontology annotation, molecular function: protein-arginine N-methyltransferase activity.